Molecule: messenger RNA, 2070 nt
Organism: Scedosporium apiospermum
Lineage: Eukaryota; Fungi; Ascomycota; Sordariomycetes; Microascales; Microascaceae
Product: [Skp1-protein]-hydroxyproline N-acetylglucosaminyltransferase
Exons: 2
Coding region: 1-2070 (689 amino acids)
Source: RefSeq, a predicted model, not a curated record
AUGAAGACGUCGACGUUGAUCCUUACACUGCUCGCCUCCUCCGGGGCCGUCCAGGCGCUUGCGGUUGGCAGGCCUUCUGCUGAGAAACGGGAGGAGGUGGAGAUUGUUGUGCCUGCUUUCAUUGCGAGGAGGCAUCGGGAUGCCGGCAACUUUGGUGGCUUUAGUGGCUUUGGUGGGCGAGGCGGGUUUGGAGGCGGAAGGGGUGCGGGCGGUGCGGGUGCUGGUGCUGGUGUUGGUGCUGGCCAGGCGAAUAAUGCCGCGCAGGGUCAGCAAGGUCAGGAACAGACCCAGGGUGAGGCCCAGGAUGCCGACCAGAAUCAAGGUCAAGAUGGUCAGGGACAGACUCAGGGCGAGGGUCAAGGUCAGGAUCAGGGCCAGGAUCGAGGAAAGGAUCUAGGCCAGGGACAAGAACAAGGACAAGACCAGACCCAAGGUCAGGAUCAGGCUCAAGGCCAGGAUCAGACCCAGGGUCAAGAUCAAACUCAGGGUCAAGAUCAGACUCAGGGUCAGGAUCAGACUCAGGACCAGGGUCAGGACCAAGGUCAAGGAAAAGAUCUGGAACAAGAUCAAACCCAAGACCAAGGCCAGGGCCAGAAUCAGAACCAGACAGAAGAACAAGGCAAAGACCAAACCCAGGAUGAAGGCCAAGAGAAGACUGCCGAUGAGACCCAGGAGCAGGGUCAGGACGAAACCCAAGAUCAAGGCCAAGAACAGGAACAAGAUCCCUCACAGGAUCAAGAGCAGGAUCAAGAUCAAGGCCAGGACCAAGCUGAAGGCCAAGAUCAGGAGCAAACCCCGGAGAUCAUCAACGGUGGUCGAGGAAACCUGACUACCCCCGCCCCCAGCAACCGAGGCGGUACUACCGGCCAGGGAAAUCGAGGCAACAGCAAUGGUGGCAAGGUCACUCAGUCUAACCGAGGCAACAGGGGCGGUCAAACCCAGGGUGGUCGUGGCCAGACCGGAAACACCGGCAACACUGGUGGCAAUACCGGAGCUGGUCGAAACACUGGCAACACCGGCGCUGGUCGGGGCAACACCGGCAACACUGGCAAUACUGGCGGCGGACGAGGUGGUAACACUGGUAACACCGGUAACACUGGCAACACUGGCGGCGGACGAGGCGGUAACACUGGCAACACUGGUAAUACCGGCGCCGGGCGAGGAAAUGGCAAUACCGGCAACAACGGCGGAGCCAACAACGGCGGCAACAAUGGUAACAACAAUGGCAAUAAUAAUGGCAACAACAACAACGGGAACAACAACGGCGGUAACAACAAUAAUAACAAUAACAACAACAACCGCAACUGCGUGAACCCGCAAAACAUCCAAGCCAACAGCGCCCGCACCGGUCAGGAACCCGGCACCGAAGGCGUCGGCGACGGCCAAAGCCCGGCCUCGACCGACGACGCCAACUUCAUCAACUUCUGCACCGGCCAAACCCUCACCAACGGCAACCAAAUCACCUCUGGCUCCUGCAACCCUAUCCCCAUGGGCCAAAUCCCCGCCCGCGACAACAUGAUCUCCACAAUCAUCACCUUCCCCCUCCCCGGAGACACCAUCCGCGCCAACAGCGACUUCACCAUCUCCUUCCAAUCCAACCACCUCCAGGCCGGCUCCUUCACGAACCCCACCGUCACAUACUAUUCCUCCCCGCAGGAACUCGCGCGUAACGGCGACAUCAUCGGACACGCCCACAUCACGAUCCAGGAUAUCGGUAGUCUGAGGAGCACGACACCUCCGGAUCCGAGGCAGUUUGCUUUCUUCAAGGGCGUGAAUGAUCCCGUUGAUGCGAAUGGGUUGUUGUCCGCUACUGUCCCCGGCGGUCUGCCGGCUGGUGCGUAUAGGGCUUGCACGAUGGUUAGUUCGUCGAACCAUCAGCCUGUUUUGAUGCCGGUUGCGCAGAGGGGUGCGCAGGAUGAUUGUGUCAAGUUUGAGGUUGUGAAUGGUGGUAAUGCCAAUAAUGGGAACAAUAACAACAACAACAAUGGAGGAAACAACAAUAACAACGGGGGAAACAACGCCGGCAAUAACGGUGGUCGUGGCCGUGGCCGUAACCGGGCUCGCCAGUAA